AUGGCGUCCUCAUCCUCGCCGCCAGCGGCAACGUCCCGUCCCGCCUGGUGGAAAGUGCAUCUUUUCCGCGGCAUGGCUAAUGAUGUCCGGCGGCGCGCUCCGUUUUACAUGAGCGACUGGGCGGACGCAUGGGACUACCGCGUCGUGCCGGCGACGGUGUACAUGUACUUUGCCAACAUCCUGCCGGCGCUGGCCUUCUCGCUCGACAUGUUCACCAAGACACACAUGCAGUACGGCGUCAACGAGGUGCUGCUGGCGUCCGUGCUGGGGGCCGUCGUCUUUGCCGUACUCGCGUGCCAGCCGCUGGUCAUUGUCGGCGUGACGGGCCCCAUCACCGUCUUCAACUACACCGUCUACGACAUUAUCGCGCCGCGCGGCACCAACUACCUGGCGUUCAUGUGCUGGAUCGGCCUCUGGUCGCUGGUGUUCCACUGGGCGCUGGCCAUGACCAACGCCUGCGACGCCCUCAAGUACGUGACGCGAUUUCCCUGCGACAUUUUCGGUUUCUACGUCGCCUUCAUCUACCUGCAAAAGGGCAUCCAGGUGCUGUCGCGCCUGGGCGACGCGGAGCCGUUUUACCUGUCGAUUUUCAUUGGCCUGGUCGUCUUUGCCGUGGCCUACAUCUGCGGCGAGAUGGGCCGUGGCAGCCUCUUUACCCACCCGGUGCGCGUCUUCCUCAAAGACUACGGCACGCCGCUCACCGUCGUCUUCUUUACCGGCUUUGUGCACAUUGGCCGCAUGCGCCAGGUGUCGCUCGAGGUGCUGCCGACGGGCAUCGCGUUUGAGCCUACCGAUGCCGUGCGCAGCUGGCUGGUGCGGUUCUGGAACAUUCGUGUCGGCGAUGUGUUCCUGGCCAUCCCCUUUGCCGUGCUGCUGACGAUCCUCUUCUACUUUGAUCACAACGUGUCCUCGCUCAUUGCGCAGGGCACCGAGUUUCCGCUGCGCAAGCCGGCCGGUUUCCACUGGGACCUCUUUCUGCUGGGCCUGACGACGGGCGUUGCCGGCAUUCUCGGUCUGCCCUUCCCCAACGGCCUCAUCCCGCAGGCUCCCUUCCACACAGAGUCCCUGUGCGUCACUGAGCUCGUCAAGGACGAUGAAGAUAAGGCCGCUACGCCCGCGUCGAUGGCCACCGGCGGUGGCGGCAGCGCCGGCAGCGCCGGCAGCGCCGACGACGAGGGCGGCGAGUUCAAGGGCCACCCGCGCAACACGGUCCAUGCCCGCGUCACCCACGUCGUCGAGCAGCGCGCCUCCAACCUUGCCCAGGGCCUGUUGACGCUUGGCACUAUGACGGGCCCGCUCCUCGUCGUCAUUCACCUCAUCCCCCAGGCCGUGCUGGCCGGCCUCUUUUUCGUCAUGGGCGUCCAGGCCCUCGAGGCCAACGGCAUCACGGCCAAGCUGCUCUUCUUGUUCCGCGACAGGUCCUUGACCCCCCGCAGCCACCCCCUCAAACAGCUCACCCGCGGCCAGUGGCCCGUCUGGGCCUUUGUGGCUAUUGAGCUCGUUGCCUUUGGCGCCACGUUUGCCAUCACCCAGACCAUCGCGGCCGUCGGCUUCCCCGUCUUUAUUUUGCUCCUGAUCCCCGUGCGCGCCUGGCUGCUGCCGCGUGUCUUCACGGGCGAGGAGCUGGCGGCGCUGGAUGCGCCGACGGCCAGUCCCUUUACCAUGGAGAGUGUAGGUGGCAACUAUGGCCAGGGAGAGACGCAAAGACAACCGAAAAAAGGGCAAGCCCGUGGACGUAGCGGCCUGUUUGUCAGCAGUGGUGCGGCAACCGUCGUUCCCAGCGAGGACCCGUCGACCGUCAAUGUGCGCCAGCGCAGCCGUGAAGACCUCGCCGAGCUGGGCGAGAGCAGCGGUGAGAGUGGUCCCGUCGUGAUUGAGAUGCAGCCGACAGGCGGCGCGGCAGCUGCUGCAUCGCCGUCUCGCACCGGGAUGCACAACCGGCGCGGUCAACAGGGCAGUGUCAGCAACGGAAGUGUAAGCCGUGGGCGGUAA
Sporothrix schenckii 1099-18 is the source of this 1992-nucleotide messenger RNA. RefSeq lists its product as uncharacterized. Bases 1 to 1992 code for a protein of 663 amino acids. The record is from RefSeq and is a predicted model, not a curated record. Gene Ontology annotation, molecular function: solute:inorganic anion antiporter activity; borate efflux transmembrane transporter activity. The transcript has a single exon. Gene Ontology annotation, biological process: monoatomic ion homeostasis; borate transport; transmembrane transport. Lineage: Eukaryota; Fungi; Ascomycota; Sordariomycetes; Ophiostomatales; Ophiostomataceae. Gene Ontology annotation, cellular component: plasma membrane; fungal-type vacuole.